UAAGCUGUGUUUAAUAUCUAGGGUGUUUUGAGGUUUUAAUUUUGUAAUGAAAGAAUAGGUGUGAGUGGAAAUGACGUCAAAACCCGUAAAUUAUAAUAAAGGAGCGAAUAUGUGAAUACGGUAUAUAAACAGUCAUGGAGUUCCGGUCCUAGCGAAAGUUUCGGUUGGAUUUUAAGAUGAAUGUUAGCCGUCUCGCGAAAUGCAUUAUUUUUCUACUGUGGAUUCUACAGAAUGUGCUAGGUAUUGUCCAGGAUUAUGUGGACCAUGGGGGAAAUACUCUCCAGUAUCACAGACGGCAUGGGGCGAGAUUGGUCGACCCCGCGGGAAGAUCGUCACUCUGGCGAAAUAACAUACCAGGAGCGACCGUUAACGACGACGAUGACCAGCAGAAUUGUGGAGGAGUACAGGUACAUUGGUACGAAAACAACGGCCGGUGUGGAAUUUGUGGGGACUCUUGGAGAGGUCCACGGAAUCACGAGCCGGGAGGAAUAUAUUUCAACAGGAACGCCAUCUCCAAAACGUAUACGAAAAAUUCAACUAUAUUGGUGUCAGUAAAUAUAACAGAAAAUUUGCUAGGAUGGUUUGAGUUUCGAAUAGCUCCAUACACUGAACUCAUCCGGAACGUGACACAGCAGGAUUUGGACACUCGUGUCCUCCGGAUUAGUGGCGUGGGCGUGAUCCGGUACCGGAUAAGGAGUAAAAACAUCCACAUUGUCCCCCUUCAACUUCCGGCGGAUCUUGUAUGUGACAAAUGCGUCCUGCAAUGGAGAUAUCACACUGGUGUUCUAUGGGGAUGUGACUCAGAAGACAGAGGGUCGUGCUGUUUCGGAUGUGGAAGAAUUCAGGAAGAGUUUUACGGAUGUGCAGAUGUCAGCGUCGUCGAUAGAUCUAAAUUCUCUGUCAAUUCGUCCGAUAAAACACACACACGUGAUAGAUUGGGUGUUUCCUCGUACCAGAAGUGGUGGUGUAUGAGUCAAUGCGAGGGCGCGGAGUGUAUCUUCCCUCCUUGUGAGUCGACACACCGGAAACGUGCUCGGCGCAGGCGUACUGUGGGGUUGAUACAGUGUCGUGCCACGGGCAGGUAUUACGGCAACCUCGGCUUGGAUGAUUGGUGCGCUGUCAAUUGUAGGGAGAGCUUUUGUCCGCCAGACUACUGCAUGUGUACCACGGUACCAACACCUUCAACGACGACGACGACAACCACAACGACGACAACGACGACGACGAAACCUACAACUACGACGACAACAGAACCACCAAUAAAAAACGGAACAUUGGACUCCCGUCUAAAGCAGCUGUCGGACGAAUUUUGUGCCUAUUGCGGAAGUGAUGUGAACUGCAUCAAUUUAUUUUGUAAGUAA
Molecule: messenger RNA, 1361 nt
Organism: Pecten maximus
Lineage: Eukaryota; Metazoa; Mollusca; Bivalvia; Pectinida; Pectinidae
Source: RefSeq, a predicted model, not a curated record